This is a messenger RNA of Mucor mucedo, 551 nucleotides long. RefSeq lists its product as uncharacterized. The coding region runs from base 40 to 462 and encodes 140 amino acids. Lineage: Eukaryota; Fungi; Mucoromycota; Mucoromycetes; Mucorales; Mucoraceae. The record is from RefSeq and is a predicted model, not a curated record. The transcript has a single exon.
ACAAUUGGAUACUGUAGAAAAAGCAAGACCAAGGAACCAAUGCAAGCUAAGGUGAAGUCUAUUGAUCUUCAAACCAUGAAGUUACGCACCAAGUUUCUGUGUCAAGAAGUCUUUGUUUCCAUUGAUACGUCUGCCAACGAUCCUAUCAAUUCCCGUGAUUACGAUAUGCCCAAUCUUUGCUCUGAUCAAGUUAAAUGUAGUGGAAACACACAAGACAUGAUCAAAUUUCUGGCAACAACAAGUCAAAAGGUACGCUUAGUGGCGAUCGAUUUUGCGGGUAUGUCAACAAACGUCGAUGAUUUAAGAUGUUUCAUAAAGUCCAGCAAGGCGAUUAAGGAACUGGUAGUGGAUGAAGGUCACAAGAUAACUGUGUUUACGCGACAUGAAUUAUUGCAUAAUGAUGACAUUAUCAAUAAGUUUAACUGUCGACGAGGUUUAGUAAAGAGGUCAAGGAAUGCUUGAACAUUUAUUCCCCUUUCUCAUUGAAGUAUUCCCUACUUUAUUUUCUGUUCUUUUCGUUUCUUUUCGUUUCUUUUCGUUUCUUUUCUUUU